Molecule: messenger RNA, 1883 nt
Organism: Nipponia nippon (crested ibis)
Lineage: Eukaryota; Metazoa; Chordata; Aves; Pelecaniformes; Threskiornithidae
Source: RefSeq, a predicted model, not a curated record
AUGCCCUUCUUGCGCAUAACGGUCUUGUCUUUUCGGUACGCUCUGAGACGAGGCAGCUCUUUCAUGUUUCUGACUCCAGGACCACACUGGGACUUCACCCUGAAGAGGAAGCGCCGAGAGAAAGACGAUGAUGUAGUCAGUCUUUGCAGCCUUGACUUCAAGGAGCCAAGCAAUAAGCGGGUUCGGCCUUUAGCACGGGUCACAUCCCUGGCGAACUUGAUCUCUCCUGUAAGAAAUGGUGCAGUGCGGCGCUUUGGGCAGACAAUACAGUCAUUUGCCCUUCGCAGUGACAGCAAGUCUCCUGGCUGUGCCCAGAAGUCAUGUAGCAGAUCUGCUGCUCCUACUCCUAAAAGAAGAAACAGCGUACUUUGGUCUGAGAUGUUAGAUGUCAACAUGAAAGAGUCCCUGAGCACCAAAGAAAUUAAGCGCCAGGAGGCCAUCUAUGAAAUGUCCAGGGGAGAGCAGGACCUAAUCGAAGACCUGAAGCUUGCCAGAAAGGCCUAUCAUGAUCCCAUGCUGAAACUCUCCAUCAUGUCCGAGGAGGAACUCAACCACAUAUUUGGGGACUUGGAUUCUUAUAUUCCUCUGCAUGAAGACUUGUUGGCAAGUUUAGGAGAAGCAACAAAACCAGAUGGAACAGUGGAGCAGAUUGGGCCCAUUCUUGUGAAGUGGUUACCACGACUCCAUGCCUACAAAGGUUACUGUAGCAAUCAGCUGGCAGCCAAAGCACUUCUGGAUCAAAAGAAGCAGGACCGGAGAGUGCAGGACUUCCUUCAGCGCUGCCUCGAGUCUCCUUUCAGCCGCAAGCUAGACCUUUGGAGCUUCUUGGACAUUCCUCGCAGUCGGCUGGUCAAAUACCCGCUCCUCCUGAAAGAGAUCCUGAGGCACACUCCCAAAGACCAUCCCGAUAUCCAGAUUCUGGAAGAAGCCAUAUCCAUAAUCCAAGGAGUCCUCUCUGACAUCAACCUGAAGAAGGGGGAGUCAGAGUGCCAGUAUUACAUUGACAAGCUGGAGUACCUGGAUGAGAAGCAGAAGGACCCGAGGAUCGAAGGCAGCAAAGCUUUACUGUGCCACGGGGAGCUGAAGAAUAAAAAUGGACAUAAACUCUACGUCUUCCUCUUCCAAGACAUCCUGGUUUUGACCCGGCCAGUCACUCGCAAUGAGCGUCAGGCCUACCAAGUGUACAGGCAGCCAAUCCCCGUCCAGGAGCUGCUCCUCGAAGACCUGCAGGAUGGCGAUGUGAAAAUGGGAGGAUCCUUCCGAGGAGCUUUUGGCAAUUCCGAUAAAGCUAAAAAUAUCUUCCGAGUUCGUUUCCAAGAUCCCUCCCCAGGCCAGUCCCACACGCUGCAGGCCAACGAUGUCUUCCACAAGCAGCAAUGGGUUAAUUGCAUCCGAACCGCCAUCGCUCCCUUCCAGCGGACUGCCGCCGCCGCCGAGCUGAAGGAGCUGCCCGAGCUGAGCGAAGAGUCGGAGGAGAACAACCCCUCCGCGCCCAACAUCAAAGCCCAGAAGAGGCAAUCUGCCAUCUCUGGCAUCACCGAGAUGGAGUUAGACGAAAGCACAUCCGAGUGCGGCUCCAUCCUGGACUCGGAGGAAGCCAAGGGAGUGAAAACACACCGAACAUCGUCUGGGCACAGAAGAACGAGGGAGAAGCAGCUAAGUGGCAAGCGGAAAGAAACGCUAGUGUAGAGGGGAGCCCAGCGCCAUCCUGGUGGAAGACUGUUUAUUUAUAAAUAACGUGUACAUUUUUUCUUGUAAUGUGAGCAUGAUUGGAUUUGCUCUGCUGAACAGAAUUUUUUUUUUUUGCUUUUUUUUUUUUUAUGUUGUAAUGGCAGCUACUGGUAUACAGUUAACACUGUUGAGCUGGAGUCUGUUUUUACAAA